This is a messenger RNA of Haliotis rubra (blacklip abalone), 3225 nucleotides long. RefSeq lists its product as uncharacterized. The transcript is spliced from 11 exons. The coding region runs from base 237 to 2348 and encodes 703 amino acids. Gene Ontology annotation, biological process: signal transduction. NCBI's taxonomy places the organism in Eukaryota, Metazoa, Mollusca, Gastropoda, Lepetellida, Haliotidae. The record is from RefSeq and is a predicted model, not a curated record.
AUUUAGGCUGACAAGUAAUACGAACACACUCAUUUACUUGAUUGGUUUAUGAAACUGGGACAAUGCACGGAUGCAUCAGGAUUGAUCUUCAUAUGACUACAUACACUGAACACUAAAGGAUAGAUAGUGAAUGGACAGAUCAAAUCGUUUGUCAACACCAAGGGCUCUGUGAGACAACCACAGAGACAGUAGACUUGAUGUGCUUUGUCACAUGAAGUCAAAACAUCCUCUUUCCUAUGGGAUGUGGAACGAGUUUUCCUGUGAUUCCUCCAGAUCGCAAUUUAGCAUCGACAGUCGAAGAACCCCACCUGCCUGAAGAAAACGAUAGCGGGAUUUUGGAUGCGGACUCCGUUGAUGGAGCCAUCGAGUCCAACGGUAACACGGAGUUGGUAGAAGGUACAUCUGACAUUCAACUGAUACAGACCCAAGAGGAACCAGGGUUACCUACUCCUAGCAAACCACUUGACCAGACUCCAACCCUAUUGUCUACAAUGAGUACGGAUAUACCUCCUUUCAAUCAAGACUGUCUGAAGUUAGCUCAGCAGUUAGUCACCAAACAUCCUCUGUUAAAAUCCGGGUUUGAAGACAUCAACUCCUUAGUAAAUGCUCUCGAAGACGACCCCGCUUUGGCGUCAAACGGAGAACAGAUUAGGGUGCUCGCACAUAAGGCAAUAGGACUUUCAUACGUGAACAAGGAUGAGUCCCACAGACAGAUAUUUGCAGAGUACCUGUCUUACACGCGUGCUGCAGAUGCUAUAUACAAGGCGUAUAGUUUGUAUCUUAAAGCCAGGAAUCUUGAGUUCUUGACGGAUAAAGUAGCUCGAGCACAGCUGACGUCAGAGGGAAGCUACCAAUUUGUCCGUGAUAUUAGGGGGUUGUUGUGGAACUACACAGACGCCAGUGUCCAGUUCGGCGAGAGGGUCUGCAACAGUGGCCUCCUGCGAUAUUUUGUGGGGGACCUGGAGGCUGUUCUGAAAGAAGCUGGUAGCCCUGACAAUGUAUCCGUACGUGACUCCUUCUUCCGGUCUGCUAGGGGUGUCCUCCACAACUGCACCAACAACCCCAUCACCCGCCAACCUAUCAGGGAACUGGGAACAGUAUCUGUUGCCAUGGGCUACCUCAAAGGUGAAGCCCCAGAAAUUAAAAUGAUGAUUCUUCUGCUGCUGGCGAGCAUAAUCGACGAGGAUGACAAUAAAGCUCUUCUAGCAGACAGAACCGUCUUUACCAUAAUGUUGAACAUGAUCUUGUACGCCUGGAGAGAUCAACGUCAUCGCUGCAACGGCUUCUCUGCGUCUGAGCUGAUAGCCGGGCUCACGGGACUGGCGAAGAAUGACGACAAUAAGAAGAUCCUCACAGAGAAGGGAGCGAUCAAUGUACUAAUGACUGUGAUGCAGGAAGGAUCGGAUGAUGAGCGAGAGAAGGCAGUUCAGUGUGUUUGGGAGCUUGCAUUCGACAAGGAUAAUCAACGGAUAUUUUUGGAAAACGCUCAACUGAUGGCAACACUGAGAAAACUGAACGGGUCACUAAACAAGAAACUGUCCAAAGUUUCCGGGGGCGCUCUGUGGGCUAUCACCCAGGAGGAGAAGAGAGAGAACCAGAAAUUGAAGAAGAAAGAUGUGGCGAAGAAGGACGAAAAGGUGCAGGAUGCAGGUCAUAUUAUGAUCAGUUAUCAGUGGGCGGAUCAGAAAAUGCUUAUCAAGGUGAAGGAGUUUUUGAAAGGCCACAACUUUAAGGUGUGGAUGGACAUCGACAACAUGGAGGGGUCCACGCUGCAGGCGAUGGCGGAAGCCGUUCAGAACGCCUCUGUGGUGUUGGUGUGUAUGUCGGAGAGGUACAAGCUGAGUCAGAACUGCAGGUCAGAAGCUGAGUAUGCCUUUGACCUCAGGAAGCCCAUAAUACCCCUUCUUCUACAGAGAGACUACAAGCCCGAUGGCUUUCUGGGAUUGAUCAAAGGGGCAAAACUCUUCUUCGACUUCAGCGGAAAAUACCCUUUCGAAAAGAAAGCUUCGGAGUUGGUGAAGGAACUUGGUGCUCGAGGCAAGGCAGGGUCGUCAGCCGAUAGUAUUGACGGGGAGACAACUGCAGUUGUGAAGUCCCAACCGUCUGAUGCUGGUCGGGGCGCGAGUGGUACAGCCAACUGGUCACAAAAAGAUGUCCAAAACUGGCUUUGUAAACUGAACUUGGAAAAACAUUCUUCGCUGAAAGGUCUCACCGGAAAGCAGUUGAUGUUUCUUCAUAAGAUAUCGUACAAGGCACCAGAAUUCUUCUACAAUUACAUCAAAAAUGACCUGAAGUUGAGCAGUCUGGAAGAUCUGAUGAUCUUCAGUGAGGCUGUGGAGAAUUUGUAAAUGAUUAUAGUUUACUAUAAUCAACUGAAUCAAUGCUCGACCAGGGGUAACCCUUCGCCAGCCUGUCUCUAUGUGAUCUUCAUUCGUAUGGCGCAAACUUACAUACUUCGAGCAUCUGUGACUCAACCUGUUGAUAUAAUGAUGUACAUGGAGUCUGAACACUCUAAUCAUAUCAGGACACUGGAUCAACUUUCAAGAGAGGAGUCACUUGUGCCAUCUACCUACAUGGGAUAUGAGCCCAUCACUGGACCUUGUUUCACAAAGUAGUCGUAGCUUUACGAAGUCGUAAUUCCUAUUUCCUAUGCUUUAACAUGCGCUUUCUACAGUCGUGGCGCUAAGGGGAACGUAACACAAAUAUUAUAACACUUACUUGCGAGAGCCAAAGAGCUAAGGUGAUCGUACUUCAAUACUAACAUAGGGUUACGACAACCGCAGCGCUUAGAUAAUUGUAACUCCGAUACUUUCACGUAGGCUGACAACAUUAGCGCUAAGGUGAUCGUAAUUCUUAUACUUAAAACAGACUUACGACAGUCGUUGCGCUUCGCUUUGUGUUACGGAGCACUGCAGCGGGCAGUAACUCGACAUGUCGACAUUACGAUACUGCUUGUUACUUGUAUAUUUCUACAUUGUAGAAUGUGAGUAUAGGACGAGCUACCAGCACUGGUGUAGGAGUAACUCGACAUGUCGACAGGACAAUUACUGUGUUGGUUUACUACUCCAUCAGCGCAGACGCCUACUUCGAUGUAUUUCCUCGAUAAAACAGGGUAUUGAUGGCGAACAGUCUCCACUACGUCACCUAAGAAUGUGAAAACGUUAUUGUAUAUUUAUAAUUGUUAUGAAUGACAUCUACGCAUACCCAUAAAAAUGUUUUUUCUUU